AUUCACUCUAUCAGCGUGCGUUUGAGGGGACUAGUGGUUGGAGUAAGGAGUUGCCGGGCAGUAGUGCACCACAAAAGCUUUUUUGGGAAGGAAGCUUCGCCGCAAACUGCACCACAGAGAAAAGAAACGACCCCCGGCGACGACUCUCUUGAAAUUAAUAAACACGACGACUGCGCCCGCACGCACAGUCAACAAACGCAGCCGAGCUAACCAGCUAGCAUCCCUUGCAAACUGACGGGAUCAAGGUGUUGAUAGCUAGCCUAGCUAAUUAUCCACCAGCUAGUAGCAUCAUUAGCUCGCUUUUCCUCCUCGCGCACGUCGAAUCUUGACCGUUGACCGGGGAGGUGCCGCGAGCCGCAUCCUACAUUUUUAUCCAAACAGACGGGAGCUUCGCAACGGAGUGCUGGAGACAGCGUCUGCGUCGCAUUAGCUGAUACCAUCACACCCAUCUCCCCAACCCCUUCACCUCUGCCCCUCUCCCUCCACCCGAAACACUGGAAAUCCACAAGCGACCGGAGAGCGGCGACGGGCCAGCAAAGCUGGGGGUGGUACCGGACUCACACGGAGUCGUAGCGGCUUCAGACAAGCUCAGCCGUGGGGAUCUACCGACAAUUAUGGACGGGCUGGCCGUGGAAGUUCGCGGCUCGAAUGGGGCCUUCUACAAGGGUUACAUCAAGGAUGUCCACGAGGACUCCCUCACAAUAGUAUUCGAAAACAACUGGCAGCCAGAGAGACAGCUGCCCUUCAGUGAUGUGCGGCUGCCUCCUCCAGCUGACUAUCACAAGGACAUUGGUGAGGGAGAGGAAGUGGAGGUCUAUUCCAGGGCCAACGAACAGGAGCCGUGUGGAUGGUGGCUGGCCCGGGUCAGAAUGAUGAAGGGAGAGUUCUACGUGAUUGAAUAUGCAGCAUGCGACGCCACAUACAAUGAGAUCGUCACAUCGGAGCGCAUCCGGCCCCUCAACCCCAACAGCCCCUCCUCUCGAAACUCCUUCCACAAGGUCCCCAUCCCUGUCCCAGAAGACCUGAGAGACAUCUGUGCAAAUGACAACAUUCACAAAGACUUCAGGAAAGCCAUCGGAGCCAACUGCAUCUUCUACAGUGCCCAGUCACAUGAACUCAUUGUGCUGUCUACAAAUGAAACAACAGUAAAGCGUGCAGCUCUUCUGAGUGACAUGCACUUCCGCAGCAUCCGUACCAAGCUCAUGCUAAUGUCCCGCAACGAAGAAGCCACCAAACAUCUGGAGACAAGUAAGCAGUUGGCAUCAGCGUACCAGGAGGAGGUGAGGGUGAGGGAGGAUCUGAUGGGCCUCGCCAUCGGCUCCCACGGCGCCAACAUCCAGCAGGCGAGGAAGGUGCCUGGUGUCACGGCCAUUGAACUGGAGGAGGAGAGCUGUACCUUCAGGAUCUACGGAGAGACCCCAGAGGCGGUGAAGCAAGCCAGAGUGUAUCUUGAGUUCAAGGAGGACUACUUCCAGGUACCCAGGAACCUUGUAGGCAAAGUCAUCGGCAAGAACGGCAAAGUCAUUCAAGAGAUCGUGGAUAAGUCGGGUGUGGUUCGCGUGCGGAUCGAGGGAGACAACGACAAAAAGCUUCCCCGGGAGGAGGUAGGCAGGCAGGGGGCUGGCAGGGACGAGUCUGCCAGCAGGAAGGAGGGCAUGGUCCCCUUUGUGUUCGUGGGAACUAAAGAAAACAUCAGCAACGCUCAGGCGCUGUUGGAGUACCAUGUGGCCUAUCUACAGGAAGUGGAGCAGCUUCGCCUAGAGCGCCUCCAGAUUGAUGAGCAGCUUCGUCAGAUUGGGGUGGGGUACCGUGCCCCCCCUAGUCGAAGUGGGGGCCCCGGUGCCGACCGGGAGAAAGGCUACCUGACAGACGAAAGCAGCAACUCACUCCACACCUCUCGCACCUAUGGGGGCCGUGGCAGAGGACGCAGGGCUUCCAACAGCCAGUAUUCUGGAUAUGGCACAAAUUCUGAGCUGUCUAACGCCUCUGAGUCUGAGGAUGUUGAGCGAGACCAGCGGCCACGUGGUGUUGGCGGAGAUGAGAGGGGCUCUCGGCGGGGUGGCAGGGGCCGAGGCUCCAACACAGGACGAGGCCGUGGAGGGCCAGCGUCCAGGCCUUCCAACUCUAUCAGCUCAGUGCUGAGAGACCCAGACAGCAACCCGUACUCCCUUCUGGAGGGUGAGGGGGAGCUGGCGGACACAGACAUGAGCGAGGGCAUGGGAGGAGGAGACCGUCGGAGACGCUCCCGACGUCGCCGCAACGACCAGGAGCCCAGCGUAAUGGACGCUGCCGCAGAGUCAGACAGCCAAGCUGGCCCCAACGAAAACGGACUAGAUGAGGAAGGCCGACCUCAGCGCCGCAACAGAAGCCGUCGCCGCCGUAACCGUGGCAACCGCCCAGAAGGAGGCUCAGCCAGCCGUGACAGACAGCCAGGUGACAGUGUGACCGUUGCUGACUACAUAUCCCGUGCUGAGUCCCAGAGCAGACAGAACCUGCCACAGAAAGAAAACCACGCUGGCCCUGAGCCCAAGGAGAACGGGACCAGCACCCAGAAGGACGAGCGAACGCCCUCCAAGCGCUCCCCCAGCAAUGGCAUGGCCUCUGCCAGCGAGACCCUGACCUUGGUCAAUGGGGUUUCGUAAAGAAACGGUCCUGCCCUUCGCGACCCCACGUCUAGAGCAAGACUUCAUGGCAAACUCUGUCCCUGCUUGCAUUAACUUAAACCUUAAACAGAUGAGUGAAAAAUACCUGACAAAAUACCUGAAUUCAUACUAUGAGAGUGAAAAAGUACAAAAAAACGACAACCGCAUCUACUUAAAAACACACGUUAACGGUGUAUGCUAUCCUAUCUAUCAGUACUUAGUGCUUAUUUAAAAAAAAAAAAAACAACUAGCUUGCCAAAAAAGAGCUGGUGGAUGUGACUUGAUUUUCAAAGAAAUACUGAAACACGAGAAACAGGACGAGACUUUUUUGUGUUUUGUUUUUGAAACUGUUGUCUUUAUUUUUGUCUUUUUUUGUGUUUGUUUUGUUCGUCGUUUAUCACUGGUUUGGACUCGGCAGUCGCUCUCUCAACUGAAACAGACGCGUCUCUUAACAGUGUUAAAGUUACAGACAGGAGAGGUGGUGACGUUAGCUGUAGGGAGGGAGGUGCGGGCGGACAGUCCAGUAGCUUCUGCGACGCGACGUUCACACCCUGAACCUGGGAGCGGAGGUAGACAGAUUGGAAUAUUGACAGACAUUGUGCCUUGAAUUUGAAAAAAAAAAAAAAAAAAAAAAAAAAACACUUGAGUUUUUCCAUUAAGUUUGUUUUUGUUUAACGAGAAAGAAAA
Messenger RNA from Myripristis murdjan (pinecone soldierfish), 3329 nucleotides. It is a transcript of the gene fxr2, whose product is annotated as FMR1 autosomal homolog 2. The record is from RefSeq and is a predicted model, not a curated record. Gene Ontology annotation, cellular component: nucleus; neuron projection; cytoplasmic stress granule. The coding region runs from base 615 to 2642 and encodes 675 amino acids. Gene Ontology annotation, biological process: regulation of translation at presynapse, modulating synaptic transmission; positive regulation of long-term neuronal synaptic plasticity; animal organ development. Gene Ontology annotation, molecular function: translation regulator activity; mRNA 3'-UTR binding. NCBI's taxonomy places the organism in Eukaryota, Metazoa, Chordata, Actinopteri, Holocentriformes, Holocentridae. The transcript has 17 exons.